This is a messenger RNA of Saccharomyces paradoxus, 423 nucleotides long. RefSeq names its product Sna4p (gene SNA4). Lineage: Eukaryota; Fungi; Ascomycota; Saccharomycetes; Saccharomycetales; Saccharomycetaceae. The transcript has a single exon. The record is from RefSeq and is a predicted model, not a curated record. Gene Ontology annotation, cellular component: membrane. Bases 1 to 423 code for a protein of 140 amino acids.
AUGUGUUGCUACUGUGUUUGUUGUACGGUUUCUGACUUCAUACUGUAUAUUAUUGCGCUUUUUUUCCCCCCAGUUGCGGUCCUUUUUCGAUCUGGGCCUUUUUCAUCUGAUUUCCUGUUGAAUGUGCUGCUGACACUACUGGGGUUUUUGCCUGGUAUGCUGCACGCAUUCUACUACAUCACGAUUACGAGUCCCUUAAGGAACGCCGAAUACGUCUACUAUUACCAGCAAGGCUGGGUAGAUAGUGAAAGAAACGUCCCCUCAAAUCGUCCUCAAGACUCAGAGACCUUCCAAAACCGUUCUCAGCAAGGAAGCUCUGCUAGAAACGUGUACCCGAGCGUUGAAACUCCUCUGUUACAAGGUGCAGCUCCCCAGGACAACAAACAGUCUACCGUGGAAUCUCCUCCUCCUUAUGUGCCAUGA